Glossina fuscipes is the source of this 11589-nucleotide messenger RNA. It is a transcript of the gene Nipped-A, whose product is annotated as transcription-associated protein 1. The transcript is spliced from 19 exons. The record is from RefSeq and is a predicted model, not a curated record. Bases 1 to 11448 code for a protein of 3815 amino acids. Gene Ontology annotation, biological process: regulation of DNA-templated transcription; DNA repair. Gene Ontology annotation, cellular component: nucleus; NuA4 histone acetyltransferase complex; SAGA complex. Gene Ontology annotation, molecular function: transcription coregulator activity; protein binding. NCBI's taxonomy places the organism in Eukaryota, Metazoa, Arthropoda, Insecta, Diptera, Glossinidae.
AUGACGCACGCGGAAAGUUUUCAAUUAAACACUUUUCGCAGCUAUGUGGCGGUUCUCGCAGACAAUAAAUCGAAUGAUGAACAGAAAUUACGAGCCGCUCAAGACAUAAGUGAACAUUUUGAAGUAGUUGUUCAAUCGAGUUCAUAUCCGACAUUUUUGGAACAUUCUUUAAAGGCGUUUAUGCAUUUUCUGCAAGAUGGUGAGCCAAAAUUUAUGCAAGAAUGGCACGCUCAUCAGGCACGUAAAUUGAUUUUGGAAAUGAUUCACCGCUUGCCCAUAAGCGAAAAUCUUAGGCAACAUGUAAAAUCCAUUAUUUCACUAAUGUUGAAAAUUUUGCAAAUUGAUAAUGAAGAAAAUGUUCUCGUGAGUUUACGUAUUAUCAUAGAAUUGCAUAAAAACUUUCGACCUUCAUUCAAUCCCGAAGUGCAAAAAUUUCUGAUUUUGGUUAAGAAAAUCUAUACAGAACUACCGAACCAUAUGAAUAAAAUUUUUGAGCCAGCUCAACAAUUGAGGAUUAAAGAUUUAAAUGAACUGAAUAUGGAGCAAUUAUUGGCGGAAACUUAUGCCAUUAGAUCAAUACAUGUAGAAAAUCCUAAUGAUACGGGUACUAUACAAUAUAAUUUAUUACCAAAAGGAAUGCUCUCCUUAAGAGUAUUACAGGAGUUGCCAAUCAUAGUGGUUCUUAUGUAUCAAAUAUACAAAAAUGCUGUCCACCAAGAGGUAUCCGAAUUUAUACCCCUUAUAAUGGAGACGAUUAAUUUGCAACCUACUGUUACGCAAAGAAAUUCUCAAUACUUUAAUAAGGAAAUCUUUAUUGAUUUCAUGGGGGCUCAAAUUAAAACUUUAUCCUUUUUAGCUUACAUAGUGAGGCUAUUUCAGGAUACUAUUAUGACACAUUCAGCUUUGGUUACCAGCGGUAUACUAAAACUAAUGGAUUUAUGCCCUAAAGAAGCUGCUCAUCUAAGGAAAGAAUUGCUAAUAGCAGCUCGUCACAUUUUCGCUACCGAUUUGAGGCAAAAGUUUAUACCCCACAUUCAUCGUCUAUUUGAUGAAGAUUUACUUAUUGGUAAAGGCGUUACAUUAGAUUCAAUAAGGCCUUUAGCUUAUUCAACCUUAGCUGAUUUAGCUCAUCAUGUACGCCAAAGUUUAAGCUUGGACGUUUUAGAGAAGGCCAUAAAAUUGUUUUCAAAGAAUGUCCAUGAUGAGACCCUGGCCACCGGCAUACAAACAAUGUCCUGCAAGCUGCUCCUCAAUUUGGUAGAUUGCGUACGCCAACAUAGUGAAGUGGAACCGAUAAAAGCCCGCAGUCUCCUAACCACAUUACUAAAAGUUUUUGUGUACAAGUUUCAGACCAUAGCCAACAUAACAUUACCGACAAUAACACAGAAAUUAAAAGGACAAACCACUGGAGCAAAUGCCUCAAACGCUACUACCAGUAGCAGCGGUUCGAAUGCUUUGGAUAGCAAAGAGACUAUUAUCGAAUCAACUACUACUGAACAAACUUCAAAAACCAAUAUAAUCGGCAAUCAGAUGCUUUGUUCCUUAAAUGUAGUCGAAUAUCGAAGUCUGGUUAAAACUUUGGUGGGUGGUGUUAAAACAAUAACAUGGGGAUUUGUAAGCUCGAAGGUAAGAGAGUCACCGAUGGUUGAUGUUAUUAAACUCAAGCAAGAAAAACUCUUUCAACCGCACGAAGUCAGUAUUUAUAUUGAUUUAGUUCAUUGGGCAAUGGAAGCUUUGGAUAUAUAUUCUAUUAAUACUUCACCAAACAAUCAACCGAAAACUUCUGGUGUUGCUACGCGCACCAAAGAAGAGAAAGAAGUUCUCGAGCAUUUCAGUGGAAUUUUUCUUAUGAUGCACUCACAAAAUUUUCAAGAGGUUUUUGCUACGACGAUUGAUUACAUGGUUGAACGCAUACACAAGAAUCCGUCACUGCAAAUAGUGGCCAAUUCUUUUUUAGCUAAUCCCGUAACUUCUCCUCUAUUUGCUACGGUUCUUGUGGAAUAUUUAUUGGGUAAAAUGCACGAAAUGGGUACUAACGUGGAAAGAUCGAAUCUAUAUCUAAGGCUUUUCAAGUUGGUAUUCGGUAGCGUUAGUUUAUUUCCUGUCGAAAAUGAACAAAUGCUGCGCCCUCAUUUGCACAACAUUGUUAAUCAGUCGAUGGAAUUGGCUUUAACAGCUGAGGAGCCUUACAAUUACUUCCUCUUGCUGAGAGCCUUAUUCCGUUCAAUUGGCGGAGGCUCUCACGAUUUAUUGUAUCAGGAGUUUUUGCCAUUACUGCCUAAUUUACUGGAGGGUUUGAAUCGCCUGCAAAGCGGUUUCCAUAAACAACACAUGAAAGAUUUAUUUGUCGAAUUGUGUUUAACAGUGCCAGUGCGUUUGUCGUCUUUGUUGCCUUAUUUACCGAUGCUUAUGGAUCCUUUGGUUUCCGCUUUAAACGGUUCGAAUACUUUAGUAAGUCAGGGUUUACGAACGUUGGAAUUAUGUGUUGAUAAUUUGCAACCGGAUUUCUUAUAUGACCAUAUACAACCCGUACGUGCUGCUCUUAUGCAAGCCCUCUGGAAGACUUUACGUAACCCGGAUAAUGCACCUUUAGUCGCUUUCCGUGUCUUGGGUAAAUUUGGUGGCGGUAAUCGUAAAAUGAUGACUGAACCCCAAGGUAUACAAUAUGUUAAUAGCGAAAUUCAACCUACUGCCGUGGUAGCAUAUUUCCAAGAACACGAAAGGCCAAUUGAUUUUCCCAUUGACAAGGCAGUUGAAACAGCGUUUGUUGCUUUAAGCUCUAACUUGACGGAUGCCUUUUAUAGACGACAAAGCUGGGAGGUUAUACGUUGCGUAUUGGCUGCUUCGAUUAAUUUGGAUGAUGAAAAGCAUACUUUGCAAAAAUUCUUUUUGCAUCCAAGCUUCUUCGAUAAUAGUAUUAUCAAUGUGCCGGUGAUUCAAAACAAAAUCGAAGAAAAUCAAGCUCGAAAAACAUUACAAAAUGCGUUGACGGGAAUGUUCGUCGCUUCCGCGACGAAGGAUCUACGUGAAUGCGUGUUUCCUGUUAUGGUAGCCGUCGUACGCCAUUAUACUAUGAUUGCUAUAGCUCAACAAGCAGGUCCGUUUCCAUACAAACAAUAUUAUUCGAUGAGUGGUAUAGACCCUUUGGUAUUGAUUGAUGCCUUGUCCGUUUGCAUGGGCCACGAGGAGAAAGAGUUGUGCAAACCUGGUCAAUUGUGCAUUGGUUUAAUACUCGAUACAUCUGCUAAUAUAUUAGGUAGCAAGGAGAGAGCUUGCCGUUUACCUUUAAUGCAGUACUUGGCUGAGAAAAUGACUGCCCUUUGUUAUGAGCGUCCGUGGUAUGCUAAAGUAGGCGGUUGUAAGGCCAUACAAUUUUUGUACCAGCAUUUUUCGCUAAGAUCGUUAUAUCAGCACCUCUUCUCAUUUGUGAAGGCAUUUAUGUUUGUUUUAAUGGAUUUGGAAGGUGAAGUGUCCAACGGCGCUAUUUAUAUAGCUAAAACCAAUUUGCGUGCACUUCUCCAAUUAUGCAUGAGCCCGAAGGAUUACGAGAACGAAGAAAUUAUGAAUAUUAAAAAUAAAGCUACUUACGAUGUCAUCCACGAACUUGUACGUCAGGUCACCAGUCCUAACUCUUUGGUACGUCAAGAAUCAAUGGCUUCUCUCAAAUAUAUAGCCACCCUUCAAAAUCGUACAGUUUCGGAUGUGAUGGAUCCGCACAAAGACGUGUUGGCAGAUAUCAUACCGCCGAAGAAGCAUCUCUUAAGACAUCAACCAGUUAAUGCUCAAAUUGGUUUAAUGGAAGGCAACACAUUUUGCACAACGCUUGAGCCUCGCCUCUUUACCAUCAACUUAGCGAAUAGUUAUCACAAAUUAUUCUUUCAUGAAUUAAUUACAUUAUCAGAGGCUGAGGACUCAGCUCUUUUUAAAUUGGAUUGUUAUAAAAAUGUAUCCAACUUGAUACCAUUGCGGAUUAGUGCUUUGAAAGCUUUGGCUGCUUGUCAUUAUAUAAACGAAAGUCAACAUAAGGAUAAAAUCAUAAGCAUUUUAUUUAAACUGCUGGAACAUAAGAAACCUGAACUGCAAGAAGCCGCUUUCCAAUGCAUGAAAAGAUUCAAUGCGGGUAUUCAAGUCGAUAAAAAAGAAAUUCAAAAUUAUAUCAAGCCUUUACUAAAUACUCUGGGAGAUCAUAGGAAUUUGUCGUUAACGGCAACCAAACGUUUAUCUUACUUCACCCAACUCUUUCCCAAAAUGUUUAAUGAAAUGUUAAUCGAAAAUACUUUACAACAUUGCCAGAAAAUGCUGGAGAUUUCGAUACAGAAUUGCAAGCAAGGUGGCAAUUUCUUCUCUGCCAUUAAAGGAGGCGAAUAUGAACAAAAGGUUGUCUGCUUUAUUGAAAUGUUUCAUCAAAUUACCGCCGCUACACCCAAAUACAUUGAAAAUUUAUGCCAAUUGGUUUUACAAACUGAAAAGAAUCUUAUGAUAGAGUCAUCGUCGCCGUAUCGAGCACCAUUAUUUAAGUUUUUAUUACGCUUUCCAGCUGAUACUGUUGAAUAUUUUCUUUCCGACAACUAUGUGGUUGACGCGCAAUGGAACCGCUUCUUCAUCUACUUGCUUAAACAAAAAGACGGUCAAGUCUUUCAUACGGUAUUAAAGUCACCGAAAUGUUGCAAGACAUUAAUCCGUUUAAUUAGUAACUCUCAGAUCGAGCUCUCAAUAAUGAGUGAAUCACGAAAACAAGAGGCUCAAGAACAAGCCAUAAAAAUUGUAUUCGCUUUAAUGGAAUGUGAUGAUCAAUGGAUAGCAACGCAAACGGAUUUGAUUAAUGCAUUGAAGCAAUUGUGGCAAUUCCACUUGACAAGCAGCUGUCAGGAGAAUGUGAUAAGCUAUAAAUGGCAUCUCGUGGGCAAAAUAUUACUUAAGUAUUUUUCGCACAACAGCCAUGAAAUCGAGCUGCUCUUUCAACUGUCGAGAGCCUUAUGCUUACACUUUAUACCCGACUUUCACUUUCUAAGGGAUUUCCUGCAGAACACAGUCGCCCAGAGUUACACGGUUUUAUGGAAGCGUACAGCCUUCUUUUACUUUGUAGAUAAUUUCAACAAUGCCACUUUAUCGGAAGAAUUAAAAGCAAAAAUCAUUACAUCCAUUCUAAUACCAUGUUUUAUAGUGAGUUUUGACAAGGGCGAGGGGAAUAAAUUAAUUGGGGCUCCUCCGGCACCAUUCCAGGAAGAUGAUACUAACAUUGUUUCUGUGUUUAUAAGUAAAGUUUUCGAUCCCGAUAAACCGUAUGCUAACGACGAUGCUGUACGCAUUGCUCUACUGCAAUUUGCUUGCUUGCUUGUGGAGCGGGCAUCGCAGCACAUACAUGACGGCGAUGCUAACAAUAAACGGCAGGGAAAUAAAUUAAGACGCCUUAUGACCUUCGCUUGGCCGUGCUUGUUAAGCAAGAAUUCGGUUGAUCCCACUGCCCGAUACCACGGCCAUUUAUUGUUAGCUCAUAUAAUAGCGCGUUUGGCUAUACAUAAGAAAAUUGUACUACAAGUUUUUCAUUCUCUGCUAAAAGGUCACGCCUUAGAAGCUCGUCCCGUUGUAAGGCAAGCCUUAGAUGUUCUAACCCCAGCUAUGCCUUUACGUAUGGAGGACGGCAACACUAUGCUUACACAUUGGACGAAAAAGAUAAUUGUUGAAGAGGGUCACUCCAUGCAGCAACUUUUCCAUAUUUUACAACUCAUUGUGAGACACUACAAGGUUUAUUUCCCUGUACGUCAUCAAUUGGUUACACAUUUGGUCAAUUAUAUGCAACGCUUAGGUUUCCUUCCCAAUGCUUCUUUGGAACAUAAAAAACUCUCUGUGGAUUUAGCUGAAGUUAUUAUCAAAUGGGAAUUGCAACGUAUUAAAGAAGACGAAACAGAGCACAAGAUAUUAUCAGGCGGCAUGGAAGAAGACGGAGAUGACAAGACUGCUUUAAAAAGAAGUUGCAAUGAAGAUUAUGCGGAAAGUUACCGCAAAAAGCUGGCUGUAGAGAACGCUCGUAACAGUAUGCCCGAAGCUUCUUCAAGUGUUAAAUUAGACGAAACUUGUCGUUCCAUCGGUAAAGUUCAUUGUGAUACUGUUUUAAAUUUUCUUAUUCGAUUAGCAUGUCAGGUCAACGAUAGUCAGCCAACAAUUUUAAAUUCCGGUGAUAAUUUGUCCAGACGAUGCAUUAUUUUAUUGAAGACCGCUAUGCGUCCGGAUGUUUGGCCUCAACCCUUUGAACUCAAAUUGAAUUGGAUGGAUAAAAUUUUCAAUACUAUCGAAAAUCCGAGUACAAAUCUUAAUAAUACAUGUACCGCGUUAGAUUUCUUAACCUUCUUAACCAGUAUCAUGAAACCAGAUCAAUUAUUGACCAUUAUACGGCCUAUUCAAAAAGGUCUAUCAACGUGUGUCGUACAUCAAAAUACAAAAAUUGUUCGACUUAUGCACGUUCUGAUUACACGCCUAAUGACAUUAUAUCCACCCGAUCCGCAACAUAAAAACGAUGAUUUGGAUGUGUUAUACAGUGCAAUCAGUAAAACGGUGGUAGACAAUUUAACAUUUUAUGAGAAAAGCCCGCAACCGAAUCCCUCUUCUCUUUUCGGUACUCUUAUGAUAUUGAAGGCUUGCUGCGCCAACAAUCCAGAAUAUAUAGAUCGGCUAAUGUUGCAAUUUAUAAGAGUUUUAAAUCGCUUAACAAAGGAACAUAUUGCGAUGCAGAAUAGCAAUCAAAUCAAUUCGAAUUCAGAGGGAAAUCACUUAUCACUGGAAUUACUUAUAUUAUCUUUGGAUAUGAUUAAAAAUCGUAUAAUAGUUAUGAGUGUGGAGGUGAGGAAACUAUUGAUAGGUAGCAUUAUUGUUUCUCUUAUUGAAAAAAGUAAUGAUGUGAAAAUACUGAAGUGUAUUGUGAAAAUGUUGGACGAUUGGAUACGGGUAAGAGAGCAAAACCCGAUGGUUCAAAUUCCAUCCAUACGAGAGAAAUCCGUUUUGCUGGUUAAAUUGAUGCAGUAUGUGGAGAAGAAAUUCUUUAACGAUGUUGAGUUGCACACGCAGUUUCUGGAAAUGAUCAAUUACAUAUAUCGCGACGAAUAUUUAAAACAAACUGAAUUGAGCGCCAAAUUGGAGGGAGCUUUUCUUACGGGACUGCGAGGUCAAAAUCCAACCAUUCGAGCCAAAUUCUUUGAAAUUAUUGAUGCUUCAAUGAGACGUCGACUGCAUGACCGUUUAUUAUAUAUCAUAUGUUCACAAGCCUGGGAUUCAAUUGGUACUCAUUAUUGGAUCAAACAAUGCAUUGAACUUUUAGUUUUGACUGCGAAUACAAUGACGCCGAUACAAAAUUCAAACGAUAUGCAUAAAAUUCCAAGCAUUACUUCGAUUAUAAAUAUGGCUGAUAAUGAGGAGAAAAGUCAAUUCGUUAUCUACACAUCUUCGCAAGUCGACUGUAUGGAUAUGACUCAGAUUAUAGACGAUAAGGAUGAAGAAUUUGAUGUUGAUUUGAAUUUGGAUUUCAUUAACUCACAGCCGGACGACAGUGAACGUAUGCAACCAAUAAGGAAAACGAAAAUUUGCAAACUGAUCAAUAGGCAAAUUGAAUUUUUGGAAACUAGCCGAAAGAUACGUACCGAUCAAUUAUUGGUCGCCAUCUCACAAUUAUGCCACAUGGAUACUAGUUUGGCAGAGAGCAUAUGGCUUGCGAUUUUCCCAAGAAUUUGGUCAAUAUUUAAUAGCGACCAGCAGCACACUAUCAUAAAAGAGCUAAUACCGUUUUUGUCCUCAGGCACAAAUACGGUUCAGAGAGAUUGUUCACCCAGCGCUAUCAACACUUUUGUAGAGGGUCUUACUCAAUGCAAUCCCAAGAUUUAUAUACCUCCAAAUUUAUGCACAUAUCUGGGCAAAGCUCAUAACUUAUGGCACCGUAUGACUUUAGUUUUAGAGGAAAUGUCGGCUAAGCAAAACGUUAAUAAGCAUCUGUAUAUGGAUUACAACGAACAUCAGCAGGAUUAUAAUGCCAAUCAAUCAACAAUUUAUGAUUCACUUUCCCAGAUGUAUUCAGCCUUGCACGAGGAGGAUCUUUGGGCCGGUUUAUGGAUGAAAUAUGCCCAAUAUCCGGAGACAAAUGUUGCUAUUUGCUAUGAACAGAUGGGCUUCUUUGAGGAGGCUCAAGGCGCUUACGAUUUGGCCAUGUCCAAAUUUAAGGAUGAUCUAUCAAGUGGUCCAUGCAAUACAAAUAUGAAUAGCGAAGUUAUGCUUUGGGAACAACACUGGAUACGUUGUGCUAAAGAACUCAACCAAUGGGAAAUACUGCUAGAUUAUGCUCAGGCGAAUCGCGAGCAAAAUGAAAUACUUAUUAUGGAGAGUGCUUGGCGUGUCCCCGACUGGAAUCUUAUGAAGAAAGCUUUAUUGAAAAUUGAACAGGCCUAUUCAAAAUUGUAUGGCUUCAAAGUGAAUCUUUAUCGCGGCUUCUUAGCCAUUUUGCAUCCUGAAGAAAGGCAGUUGUGCAGUGUGGAUAAAUAUGUAGAAGUAGCUUCGGGCCUUUGCAUAAGAGAAUGGCGUAGGCUGCCACACAUUGUAUCUCAUAUACAUUUGCAGUAUUUGCAAGCCGCCCAACAAAUUAUUGAAUUACAUGAAGCCAGCCAGAUACAUCAAGGGCUAUUGCAAUCACGUAGUACGUCUUUGCAUGAUAUGAAAGCCAUUGUGAAGACUUGGAGAAAUCGUUUACCUGUCAUAGCCGAUGAUUUGUCGCACUGGUCGGAUAUAUUUACUUGGCGUCAACAUCAUUAUCAGAUCAUAACUCAGCAUUUAGAACAACAACCCGAUCAGGGUAAUACAAUGUUGGGCGUACAUGCUUCUGCCCAAGCCAUAAUUUAUUUUGGAAAGAUUGCACGCAAACACAAUUUGACAGGUGUCUGCCAAGAGACCUUAUCACGAAUUUAUACCAUACCUUCGGUACCAAUUGUCGAUUGUUUCCAGAAAAUUCGCCAACAAGUAAAAUGUUAUAUCCAAACCGCCUCUUCUUCCGGCCAUAACGAUUUAAAUGAGGCUUUGGAAGUCAUAGAAUCCACAAAUUUAAAAUACUUUACAGCCGAGAUGAAUGCAGAGUUUUACGCUCUAAAAGGCUUAUUGCUAGCGAAAAUAGGGCGGUCUGAAGAGGCUGGCAAAGCCUUCAGUGCGGCUGUGCAAUUACACGACGGUCUAACAAAAGCGUGGGCGAUGUGGGGUGAUUAUAUGGAACAAAUGUUCUUAAGAGACAAGCAAAUAGCUUUAGGUGUAAGUGCAAUCACGUGCUACUUACAUGCUUGUCGUCAUCAAAGCGAGAGUAAAACUCGUAAAUACUUGGCUAAGGUUCUAUGGCUAUUAUCAUAUGAUAAUGCGAAUAGUACAUUAAUGAGUACAUUGGACAAAUAUGUAAUGGGCGUACCGCACUCUUAUUGGUUGCCUUGGAUACCGCAAUUGCUGUGCUGCUUAGUGCAAUACGAAGGGAAUGUGAUAUUAAAUCUCCUCAGUCAUGUAGGGAGACUGUAUCCCCAGGCUGUUUACUUUCCUAUUAGGACUUUGUAUUUAACGUUAAAAAUUGAACAGAGGGAAAAACACAAAACAGCUGAACAGGCUUCCGGUAAACCGGCCCAUUCCCAUAAUUUGGAAAGCAACAUAAAUCAAGUUUUUACAUCAAGCGCCUCCACCUCAAAUCCCGCUGCAGGUCCAGCUUCGGUUAAUCCGAUUAAAGCUACCCCUCCCAUGUGGCGAUGUUCGAAAGUCAUGCACGUACAAAGGGAAAUUCAUCCGAUUAUUUUGAGUUCUUUAGAAGGCAUUGUCGAUCAAAUGGUUUGGUUUAGAGAGAGUUGGACCGAGGAAGUUUUACGGCAGCUGCGCCAAGGCCUUAUAAAAUGUUAUGCCAUUGCUUUUGAAACUCGAAGUACAGUUAGUGAAGCGACAAUUACCCCGCACACUUUGCAUUUUGUCAAAAAGCUGGGUUCCACUUUCGGCAUUGGUAUCGAAAACAUACCGGGUUCUGUGGCUUCGUCAACAUCGAAUUCAGCAGCUUCCGAGUCUUUAGCAAGACGAGCCCAAGUGACUUUCCAAGAUCCUGCCUUUCAACUGAUGAAGGAACAAUUUACACGAGAUUUUGAUUUUACUAAACCGGGAGCGAUGAAAUUGCACAAUUUAAUUACCAAACUUAAGUCAUGGAUCAAGGCUUUGGAAAUUAAAGUGAAAAAGUUGCCUACAUCGUUCCUCAUCGAAGACAAAUGCCGUUUUUUAUCGAAUUUUAGUCAAAAGACUGCUGAAGUGGAAUUACCUGGGGAAUUUCUGAUACCGUCCUCUCCUCAUUAUCACAUUCGUAUAUCGCGUUUUAUGCCACGAGUCGAAAUAGUACAAAAGAAUAAUACCGCUGCUCGGCGAUUGCAUAUAAGGGGUACAAAUGGUAAAAUUUAUCCGUAUUUGGUUGUAAUUGAUACUGGACUGGGAGAUGCACGUCGGGAAGAACGUGUACUUCAGCUGCUGCGCAUGUUGAAUUAUUAUUUGGAAAAACAAAAAGAGACUACGAGAAGAUUUUUGAACAUAACUGUACCACGCGUUGUACCUAUUUCGCCGCAAAUGCGUUUAGCGGAAGAUAAUCCGGCCAGCAUAUCUUUGUAUGAAAUUUAUAAAAGCAGUUGCGCCAAAAUGGAAGUCGAGCAUGAUUUACCGAUCAUGAAAUAUUAUGAGCGUUUGUCGGAAGUGCAAUCCCAAGGAGCUCAAAUCACAUUAGUGAUGUUGCGUGACAUAUUCCAAGAAAUACAAAAUAAAAUGGUACCCAAAACAUUACUUAAACAAUGGGCUCUAAAGACAUUCUUAUCGGCAACCGAUUUUUGGCAAUUCCGUAAAAUGAUGACACUGCAAUUGGCUUUGGCUUUCCUGUGUGAAUAUGCCUUACAUUUAACUCGUCUCAAUACCGACAUGAUUUAUAUUCAUCAGGAUUCUGGACUCAUGAAUGUCUCUUACUUUAAAUUCGAUAUCAAUGAUGAAAAAGAAGAGCUAGAUCAUAGCCGACCGGUGCCAUUCCGCUUGACACCAAAUAUUGCCGAAUUUUUGACGCAAAUCGGAAUCGCUGGGCCACUAUCGGCAGCUAUUAUCGCGACAGCUCGUUGUUUUGUUCAUCCUAAUUAUAAGUUGUGCGCUAUUUUACGCACUAUAUUACGUGAUGAAAUCAUCGCCCUGCACAAGAAACGUAUGCGCGACAAUAAACCGAUCGAUGCUAUGGAAGAUGGCUCUGCCGACGCGAACACAACUGAAAAUAUGAAGCAUAUGGUGAAUAGAGCGGUGAAUGCCAUCAUGAAACGGUUAACAGCAAUUUCGUAUUUCGAUAAUGUCGAAUCGAAGAAAAUUUCAAUUUUAUUACAGACUGCUACAAACCAUGAUAACUUAUGUCGUAUGGAUCCAGCUUGGCAUCCAUGGCUUUAAAAACAUAUUACGUUUAUAAUAUAGCCAAAGUGCUUUUAAAUUAACCUUUUUUUUUUUUACUUGAUUAAUUAAAUAUAUUAUUUAAUUUUGAACAACCAACCAGUGCACGAGUACUUUAAAGACAUAUGGAUAUCAUUUUUU